GCCUGUGCCUCGAGGGAGUCGUGUCCUGAUGGCGAUGCGUGUGGUCGAAUGAUGAAUCAUAGACAAAUUGCGGUUUUUGGUCUAUUUGCUAUUCGAGAAGAAGAUACUUAGGUAGCUGAAAGAGUAAAGAGGGUACCAUAGUAGCGAGGGAAGGGAAGAGGGAAACAGAAGAGGAGGAGAGCAGAUGGGGAUCGUGGAGGAGGCGCACAACUUGAGGGUGAUCGGGCGAGCGGAUGGGGGGCGGGGGACCAUCGUGCUGGCGCAUGGGUUCGGGACGGACCAGUCGGUGUGGAAGCACCUGGUGCCGCACCUGGUGGAGGAGUACCGGGUGGUGCUCUUCGACAACAUGGGUGCCGGCACCACCAACCCCGACGACUUCGACUUCGACCGCUACACCACCCUCGAGGGCUACGCCCUCGACCUCCUCGCCAUCCUCGAGGAGCUCCGCCUCGGCCCCUGCAUCUUCGUCGGCCACUCCGUCUCCGCCGCCAUCGGCGCCAUCGCCUCCAUCUCCCGCCCCGACCUCUUCUCCAAGCUCGUCAUGCUCAGCGCCUCCCCAAGGUAUUUGAACGAUGUGGACUACUUUGGGGGUUUUGAACAGGAAGAAUUGGACCAACUUUUUGAUGCCAUGAGAUCGAACUACAAGGCUUGGGUCUCUGGAUUUGCACCACUAGCUGUCGGCGGAGAUAUGGACUCCGUGGCAGUCCAAGAGUUCAGCAGAACGCUUUUCAACAUUCGCCCUGACAUUGCCUUGUGUGUGGCUCAGACAAUCUUCCAGAGUGACCUGAGGGAGAUACUUGGGCUUGUUAUGGUUCCGUGCCAUAUCCUGCAGAGCAGCAAGGAUCUUGCAGUCCCUGUUGUGGUGUCUGAGUAUUUGCACAGGAACCUUGGGGGCGAGUCAAUCGUCGAGGUUAUGUCCUCCGAGGGUCAUCUGCCCCAGCUUAGUUCUCCAGACAUUGUCAUCCCUGUUCUUCUCAGGCACAUACGGUAUGACAUUGCAGUUUAGGAACAGAAUCUGAUUCUUCAUAACUACAAUGAAUCACACGAUCUCUUGCUUUUAGUUUCAGUGGCUUCUUUGUGCUCUUCGCUGUAAAACAUUUUAGAUUGAUUUGUAAUGCUACAAAGUGCUUGUACUCGUAACAUUAUCUACAAUCAGUUUGUUUUCAUGAUUUAAAUCGAUACCAACCUGUUCCAGGA
Molecule: messenger RNA, 1197 nt
Organism: Musa acuminata AAA Group (dessert banana)
Lineage: Eukaryota; Viridiplantae; Streptophyta; Magnoliopsida; Zingiberales; Musaceae
Product: probable esterase D14L
Exons: 2
Coding region: 185-1006 (273 amino acids)
Biological process (GO): response to karrikin
Source: RefSeq, a predicted model, not a curated record